Arabidopsis lyrata subsp. lyrata is the source of this 1035-nucleotide messenger RNA. Its product is annotated as putative DNA glycosylase At3g47830. Gene Ontology annotation, biological process: base-excision repair. Lineage: Eukaryota; Viridiplantae; Streptophyta; Magnoliopsida; Brassicales; Brassicaceae. Bases 63 to 947 code for a protein of 294 amino acids. The transcript has 4 exons. The record is from RefSeq and is a predicted model, not a curated record. Gene Ontology annotation, molecular function: catalytic activity.
CACUUCAAAACAAGAGAGUAAACCGAUCCGAAUAUUGCACCGGUCGGUGGUUUUCCUACGAGAUGAGUAAAGCCCAGAAAAGGAAACGCCUAAACCAAGACGACGGCGAAUCAAAAACUCCGGCCAUUAAAUCCACCGUCGACGGCAGCAAUCCUUACCCUACACUUCUUAGACCUACCGCUGAAGAGUGCCGAGAAGUAAGGGAUGCUUUGUUGUCUCUCCAUGGAUUCCCUCCAGAAUUCGCCAAUUACCGUCGUCAGAGACUCCGAUCACUCUCCGCCGUCGAUGGUCACGAUACACAAUGUACGAUGAAAUCUGAGCCAUUGGAUGAAGCGGAAGAGGAGAGUGUACUUGAUGGGCUGGUUAAAAUUCUUCUUUCUCAGAACACAACUGAGAGCAAUUCCCAAAGGGCUUUUGCUUCUCUUAAAGCUGCAUUUCCGAAUUGGGAAGAUGUUUUGGCUGCUGAGUCCAAAUCAAUUGAGAGUGCUAUAAGAUGUGGAGGAUUGGCCCCGAAAAAGGCGGUGUGUAUCAAGAAUAUAUUGAACCGUUUGCAGACCGAAAGAGGAGUACUGUGUUUGGAGUAUCUGCGUGGUUUAUCGGUCGAAGAAGUAAAAACUGAGCUCUCUCAUUUUAAAGGAAUAGGACCUAAAACGGUUUCUUGUGUUCUGAUGUUCAAUCUCCAGCACAAUGAUUUCCCGGUAGACACCCAUGUGUUUGAGAUCGCAAAGGCGUUAGGUUGGGUCCCCAAAACCGCAGACAGGAACAAAACCUACGUUCAUCUCAACCGCAGGAUCCCGGAUGAGCUCAAGUUUGAUCUGAACUGUCUGUUAUAUACGCAUGGUAAGCUCUGCAGCAAUUGCAAGAAGACUGUUGCUAAACCAAAAGCAAAAGCUAGAGUGGCAUCUCCUGAUGAAUGCCCUCUUGUGGGUUUUUCUGAUUUAGUUUAGAUAACCAGAAUUAGAACUCGUUUGUUUUGUGUCUUUCUUGACUUGUUGCUCUUAGUCUGAUAAAUAUAAAACAAAAUUACUAAGAUGA